GACCCAUGUCCCAUGUCCCAUCCCAUUCAAUUCCCAUCUCCAUUCUUUCCCUCACCGAUCAACCCUUAAGAAAGUUCCCCCUAAAAUCGUCGGCAAUGUCAUCGCCGGCGAUUCUUCCAAUCAACGACACGACAAGCAGCACUCCAAUGACAACCCCCGCCUUCCGCAGCUUCCUCUCCCGCCUGACCACCUCCGCACGCCACACCUUCUCACAAGCCCGUCCUUGGUACGAACUCAUCGACCGCACCGCAUUCUCUCGUCCCGAAAACCUAACCGACGCCAUCUCCCGCAUCCGCAAAAACGCCUCUUACUUCCGCGUCAAUUACCUCACCUUAAUUUCCGCCGUCCUCGCUCUCUUCCUCAUCUCCCACAUUUUCUCUCUCCUCGUCCUCCUCUCUCUCCUCGCUUCUUGGUGUUUCCUCUACUUCUUCCGCCCUUCCGAUCAACCUGUUCUCCUCUUCGGCCGCACCUUCUCCGACCGCGAAAUGCUUGGGAUUCUCUCUCUUUUGACUGUCAUCGUUGUUUUCUUGACCAGCGUUGGAUCCUUGUUGAUCUCCGCUGUUUUGUCUGGUUUGCUUGUUGUUUCUGCGCAUGGUGCGUUUAGGGUUCCUGAAGAUCUCUUUUUGGAUGAACAAGAGGGGCCUAAUUCUGGAUUGUUGUCUUUCCUUGGUGGUGCUGCGUCUUCCGCUGCUGUUGCUGCUGCUAGCAACAAUGUUUCUGGAAGAGUUUGAUUUUUUCCCAGGUAUUAUUGUUUUCCAUUCGAUCUGCUAUUAUUGGGGGGAAAUUUACCAAUUAGGGGCAAAUUCUUUGUUUCUUAGGGUUUUUCCUGUUACUGUUGAUGAUCUGGAGUUAAUGUAAGAAUUUGAGAUCCUCUUCAUUCAGAUCUUCUUUUGAUUACUUGGAUAGUGAAACUGUAAUAUUUACUUUUUAUUAGUAUGACGAGCUUGUUUAAUGAUUCAAUUCUUAGUUA
Molecule: messenger RNA, 970 nt
Organism: Beta vulgaris subsp. vulgaris (sugar beet)
Lineage: Eukaryota; Viridiplantae; Streptophyta; Magnoliopsida; Caryophyllales; Amaranthaceae
Product: PRA1 family protein B3
Exons: 1
Coding region: 6-731 (241 amino acids)
Biological process (GO): vesicle-mediated transport
Cellular component (GO): Golgi apparatus; endoplasmic reticulum
Source: RefSeq, a predicted model, not a curated record